AUGGCUGCUGGUUUCAAAAAGGUUCAGCAGAUUUCAGCUUAUCGGAAGCAUAUGGAAAGACUGAGCAGUAAGAUUUUUGGUGACUAUGUUAAAAUAAGUCAUUUCAAGGAUAAGAGUGCUCUGCAUCUUCUGGAACGUUUGCCACUUGAAGAAAAUGAGUAUAAAGUCGAUUACUACAUUCCACAUCCCAUGUUUCAUUAUUUGGCGAAGAUGCUUCGAAUUCAUGGUUUGUUUCGUGACGAACACCAAGAUUUCCAAGAGGAGAUGCGAAGACUUGCUAUUCUUCGUGGCAAGAGCCCUCCAAAGUUUGGUCAAGGCAAAAUAUCUGCUCCAAAAAAGGAAACUAUAUGA
Molecule: messenger RNA, 351 nt
Organism: Soboliphyme baturini
Lineage: Eukaryota; Metazoa; Nematoda; Enoplea; Dioctophymatida; Soboliphymatidae
Source: the annotation of a GenBank genome assembly